This is a messenger RNA of Cherax quadricarinatus, 1613 nucleotides long. The record is from RefSeq and is a predicted model, not a curated record. NCBI's taxonomy places the organism in Eukaryota, Metazoa, Arthropoda, Malacostraca, Decapoda, Parastacidae.
GAUUUAUUUAAACUUUCAGUGCCUGACAGUGAUGGAGGAAAAGCAGUGAUGCCUCAAAGUUUGAUCAAGGAAGAGCAUGUGUUAGCAGCACUUACAACAGACAGAGGAGUUUCUGCUCAGCUAAUAUCAUGGUCUUUACAGAAGUUCAUCGAAGCAGGAGAAAACGCUACCUCAUUCGUAAUUUGUGUUCAAGUGGAAUUUUCACAAAAUGGUAAAAAAGAAAGAACUAAUUAUAUAGCAAAGUUAAACCCGCUUAGAGGAGAAAACUGGACAGAUUUUAUGCGGAUGGCGUUUAAAAAAGAAAUAAGAUUUUAUAAUGAAAUUGAACCUGCCUUAACAUCCCAACUGAAAAAUGGAGGUCUUGAUGCACUGAAAAUUCCUCGGUGUUUCUUUGCUAGUUUGCAGCAAGAUAAGGAAAUUAUUCUCCAGGAAGAUCUACGGGCCCAAGGAUUCCAAAAAUACGAUCGUAGAAAGACUAUGGAUAUUUCCCAUGCAACAGUUGUCCUACAAGAAAUGGCUAGAUUCCAUGCUUCAUCAUUCCUGCUCCAGGCUGCAGAAUCACAAGAUUUUCAUCUUAAAUAUGACUACCUUUUCUUGCACUGGUCCAAUUACAAGCCUAAAUCAGGAGAGACUUAUCGCGUAGUCAUGGCUGAUAGUUUAGAUAACGCGAGAGUUUUAUUAGAAACAGUGGACGGAUACGGAAGAGCAGCUGAGUGGGUAGAGAGCAUUAAACCACGAGUCCUCAAUAUGUUUAAGGAGCACACAACCACAACACCGCCAUUCUCUUCAGUAUGUCACUUUGAUCUUGUCAACAACAAUUUUCUUUUCAGGUACGAUGAACCAGGUGACCCAGUAGAUGUACGGAUUUUGGACUUCCAGAUGUGUUAUGUAGCAUCUCUAGCCACUGACAUAGCUGAGUUCUUUUACACCUGCCUCAGUUCACACGACAGGAAGACUCAUCUGGAUCGUUUGCUCUUCAUUUACUUUGCCUCCUUUAGUAAUGUGCUAAAAGCCAGUGGGAAAGCUAUUCCCUUUACUUACAAGGAACUGCAGGACGAAUACAAAGCCAAGUUUCUUUAUGGAGUCGUUGCGGCCAUCUGUAAACUGCCGAUCAUUGUAGCAGAAGAGGAUGAGAUCCCGGACAUGGACAGUUACGUCGACCAAAAAACCUUCAGCAACACCCAACAAAGCAGUAUGAUAACAAUGAUUCAGAAAUACAACAAUUUUCAGCCCCGUUUCCUGUCUAUAUUCAAAGAAUUGAAUUUAACGUGAAGUGACAAAGAGAUCCCUCAAGAAAGGUUCCCUGAUGUUGGUGAAGAAUUCUUGACCAAAAGAAUUGAACCUGUCCUCUUCCUUGGAUUGAGAUUCACCGCUCCCUGCGAAAUAGUUUAUUCUUCAGAAAGAAUUACAGUGGACCCCCGCAUAACGAUGGCAUCGCAUAGCGAUUUUUCCGCAUAACGAUUACUUUUAUCGCAAAAUUUUUGCCGCGCAUACCAAUUAAAAACCCGCUUACCGAUUUUCGUCCGAGACGCGUCCAAUGUGCCCUCAGCCAGCCUCACAUGUGCCGCCCCGUCCCAUUGUUUACCAGCCAGCCUCCGCGGUAACAUCCAAGC